Messenger RNA from Trichomonas vaginalis G3, 807 nucleotides. Its product is annotated as SAGA-associateD factor 29 family. Gene Ontology annotation, cellular component: SAGA complex. Lineage: Eukaryota; Parabasalia; Trichomonadida; Trichomonadidae. The record is from RefSeq and is a predicted model, not a curated record. The coding region runs from base 1 to 807 and encodes 268 amino acids. The transcript has a single exon.
AUGAGCGAAGAAAAGCCUGAACUCACCAAAGUAAUGUAUGAAGUGGUUUCAAAAGCAGCGGAAAUCAAAGAAAAUGAGCAUAUUCUCGAUGAAAAGGCAAAAGAAUUGCUUGAAAAUUACACUCCAGAAGGUUUUUCACAAUUUUCAAAUUUAUAUGACGAAUCGCAGAAAAUAAUCCAAACUGAAUCAAAGAGAAUCACAGAUAUGUUCCUUGCAGUUGAAAAAAUGAUUGCACAAUCCGAAAAAGGAAUUAAUAAAAUCGAAAUUCCAUCUGCCAAGAAAUUACAAGAGAAUUUUUCCAAAUAUUCAAAAAAUCCAAGCCUUCCUACACAAGCCGCUCCAUAUGUUCCUUUAACAGGAUCUUCUCCGUGGCCUCAAAAUCGCAUUUUACCAAACAAUUCAUACGUUGUUGUUGUUGGAAAUAAAGAUGAAAACGGCGAAAACAUUUACUGCGUAGCUGUUGUACUUGGCUUUGAUCCAUACACUCUUUCAUAUUAUUGUUGUGAUGCCGAUCCAACUGGAGAUGUUCCUCAAGAAUUCAUUGUUCCUUACAAAGAAAUCAUGCCUCUACCACAGUUCCAGCCUGCUCGACGCACAAAAGCAACAACUUACAAAAUUAAAACUGAUGUUCUUGCCGCCUGGCCAGAAUUCGGCAGUUUUACAUCUGUAUUUUAUCCUGCAGUUGUUGUGGCAGCUCCUACUACCAUUCCUGGCAAAUAUAGACUUAGAUUUGAAGGAUCUCCCCCUUUGGUUGAAGAUGUUCCUGAAAAACUUAUUGUAGAGUUCCCCAAGAACAAGAAGAAAUAA